Messenger RNA from Siniperca chuatsi (mandarin fish), 1944 nucleotides. RefSeq names its product ZPR1 zinc finger (gene zpr1). The coding region runs from base 153 to 1562 and encodes 469 amino acids. Gene Ontology annotation, molecular function: zinc ion binding. The record is from RefSeq and is a predicted model, not a curated record. Lineage: Eukaryota; Metazoa; Chordata; Actinopteri; Centrarchiformes; Sinipercidae. The transcript has a single exon. Gene Ontology annotation, cellular component: nucleus; cytoplasm.
CGGAAGACGCUGUCAAACACGACGGAGCAAACGUGUGCGUAGGUAAAGUUGACAGUCUGUUGUCUAGAAAGUUCCAGCAGAAUACACCACUGAGCGAGAAGCCAGAGCGCACGUAAAGAGUUUGUCCACUGAGGGAAACAUCGACGUUGAAAAUGUCUGUUAUUUCCGAGAAAAAUGUGCGAGUUGACAGCGAGGAAAAUGUGCGAGUUGACAGCGAGGAAAAUGUGCGAGGUGGGAGCGUUUUCAAGGAUAUUGGCGCCGACGACUACGACUGGCAGCCCACAGAGAUCGAGAGCCUGUGUAUGAACUGCUACAAGAACGGUAUGACACGUUUACUUCUGACCAAAAUACCGUUCUUCAAAGAAAUCAUCGUCAGCUCUUUCAGCUGCGCACACUGCAGCUGGUCAAACACCGAAAUCCAGUCUGCAGGCCGGAUUCAGGAUCAAGGCAUUUGCUACACACUGAAAGUCAAAACAAAACAGGACUUGAACAGGGAGGUUGUGAAAGCAGACAGUGCGACCACCAGGAUCCCUGAGCUGGAUUUUGAAAUCCCUCCCUACACCCAGAAAGGUGCACUUUCUACCAUCGAGGGCCUUUUAGACCGAGCAGUUGCAGGGUUGGAGCAAGACCAACCUGUCAGGCGAACAACUGACCCCGAGGUGGCGGAGAAAAUAAACGAAUUCAUCCAGAAGCUGAGGACGUUAAAAGAGGUUGAAAACGAAUUCACUCUAGUGAUUGAGGAUCCAUCUGGCAACAGUUUUGUGGAAAAUCCAUUCGCCCCUCAAAAAGAUGAGGCUCUCACUGUGUCCCGGUUCACGCGGACGGUCCAGCAGGAUAUUCGGCUGGGAAUAAGGGCUGAUGAUGACUUGGAGGAGGACUUGGACAAGGAACCGGCUAGCAACAACCUUGAGGCCAUGAGAAAUGAGGUUUUGGUCUUCAACACCAACUGCCCAGAAUGCAACGCGCCGGCCUCAACUAACAUGAAGCUCGUCCAGAUCCCUCACUUCAAGGAGGUCAUCAUCAUGGCCACUAACUGCGACAGCUGCGGCCAUCGGACCAAUGAGGUGAAAUCAGGUGGAGCCACAGAGGAGCUGGGCACCAAAAUCACCCUGCACAUCACGGACCCAUCAGACAUGACCCGGGACGUGCUCAAGUCAGAGACGUGCGGCGUCCUCAUCCCGGAGCUGGAGUUUGAACUGGGGAUGGCAGCUGUGGGCGGAAAGUUUACCACUCUGGAGGGCCUGCUGAAAGACAUCAAAGACCUGAUCGUCUCCAAAAACCCCUUCAUCUGCGGUGACAGUAGCACGACAGAUCGGGUGCAGAAGCUGAAUGAGUUUGGGGAGAAGAUAGACAAGAUUAUGGCUGGAGAAAUGAAUGUCCACUUCAUCCUGGACGACCCGGCAGGGAACAGCUAUCUGCAGAACGUGUACGCCCCGGAGCCAGAUCCCGAGUUGACUGUUGAGAAGUAUACCCGCUCGUUUGAGCAGAAUGAAGACCUCGGCCUGAAUCAGAUGAAGACUGAGGGAUAUCAAGAGGAAAAAGGAACUGCCAGCACAAGCUGAAAGGAUUAAAUGAGUUUAUAAUGUCAAAAACCCAGUGUAAUUAUGUCGCUCCAUAUUUUCUCCCAUUUUCAUUCAUUUUAAGUUAAACACCGGGCGCAUGGUUGUUUCCUUCAGUCUGUUAAUCAGUGAGAGGAAUUCUAAGUUGUGUAAAUGUACAUUGAAAAUAAAGUAAACAAAAAAAAACAUGGAAGCUGCUGUUUAUUAAAGAUAAAUCUUUAACUCCAUGUUUAUUGCAGUCUUGUGACAUCCCAGAAGAUGGCGCUCUGUUAACUCUGAAUAAAAAGAUUUUUUUUUUUGAGGACCACAUACUGUGUGACAAAUUAAUCUUUUUAUACACCUGUAAGCAUGACAUCAUCUAAAUAAAGUGUUAUCUAAAUUGAUA